Messenger RNA from Pistacia vera, 1220 nucleotides. RefSeq names its product nicotianamine synthase. NCBI's taxonomy places the organism in Eukaryota, Viridiplantae, Streptophyta, Magnoliopsida, Sapindales, Anacardiaceae. Bases 92 to 1063 code for a protein of 323 amino acids. Gene Ontology annotation, molecular function: nicotianamine synthase activity. Gene Ontology annotation, biological process: nicotianamine biosynthetic process. The transcript has a single exon. The record is from RefSeq and is a predicted model, not a curated record.
GCCUUGAAAGAGUCUUUCAAUAUCUUUUCCUGUGAGAGCUCUCUCUGCGUAAGUUUUCCUUUUGAUUCCCCCAUAUCCUCAUAGUGUCGACAUGGGUUGCCAAAAUGAUGCUCUGGUGCAAAAAGUCUUCGAGUUGUAUGAACAAAUCGCGAGCCUUGAGAGUCUCAAACCCUGCAAAGAUGUCAACACUUUGUUCACACAACUAGUUGUCACAUGCAUGCCACCAAACCCUAUUGAUGUCACCAAACUUUGCAAAAGGGUUCAAGAAAUGAGGUCUAAACUUAUCAGACUUUGUGGAGAAGGUGAGGGGCUUUUAGAGAGUCAUUUCUCAACAAUCUUAGGAUCCUUUGAAAAACCUCUUCAACAUCUCAAUCUUUUCCCUUAUUAUUCAAACUAUCUCAAACUUAGCCACCUUGAAUUCUCCAUUCUGUCCCAACACUCCUCCCAUGUCCCCAACAAAGUUGCCUUUGUUGGCUCUGGUCCACUGCCCUUGACUUCUAUUGUUUUAGCCUCUAACCAUCUUACAAAAACCUCUUUUCACAACUUUGAUAUUGACCCUUCAGCCAAUUCCAAAGCUCAUGCCUUAGUUUCACCCCAUCCUGACCUUUCAAACCGAAUGUUCUUUCACACAACUGAUAUUAUAAACGUUUCAACUGCGUUGAAAGAGUUUGAAGUUGUUUUCUUGGCGGCCCUAGUGGGGAUGGACAAGGAGGAAAAGCUUAAAGUCAUUGAUCAUUUGGGUAAGUUCAUGGCUCCUGGAGCUCUUUUGAUGCUGAGGAGUGCUCAUGGAGCUCGAGCUUUUCUCUAUCCGGUGGUUGAUCCUUGUGAGCUUCGAGAAUUUGAGGUUCUGUCAGUGUUUCAUCCCACUGAUGAGGUUAUCAAUUCAGUGGUGCUUGCGCGUAAAUAUCCAAUAAUGGCUAAAAAUUCAUCACAGCUUGAGCAGCAAGGUGGCCUUAGCAGUCCUAUAAUACUGCCUAGCAAAUGCUCUGAGAUUGAAGCUUUCAAUCCCCUCAACCGUGGAAACAUGAUUGACGAAUUGACCGUUGAGGAGCAACUCUCAUGAGCUUUUCAUGCAGUUUGUUGGGACCCUUUCAUUUUCUGAUAAAUUUGUGUUCAUGUUAUGCAUGUCUAACACCUAAGUACGCUACCAUUUUGUGUUUUUGCUUCUUAAUUAUGUUCCAAUAAACAUUAAUACUACUAGCUAUGUUUCAAGAAUAAAA